AUGACUGGAAAAGCAUACCAACGAAUACAAAUGAAAAAUCAUUGGGAUGUGUUGAAAAAAGACUGGCUUUUGUGGAACAAUCUGUUAAGGGAUAAGAUAGGCUUAGGCCGUGAUACAUUGACUGGAGCUAUAUCUGCAUCUGAUGAGUGGUGGACUAAGAAAUUGGAGAGAUAUCCUGAUGCUGCUAAAUUCCGGCGUAUGCCAUUGCAAUUCACUGAAGACUUAGACAUAUUAUUCUCAGAUUCAGCUGCUACAGGAGAAUGGGCAUACACUCCUAGCUCAGGGGUUAUGCCUCACACUGAUGAGACUGUGGAGGAAUUUCAUACCCCACAUGAUGCUGAAUUUCUUAAUGAUGCUGAUUUGAAGGUGGUUCGUCCUUCCGAGUUAAACAAAAAACGUCCAUUAAAUACUGAUGGUUCAUCAACCAAGAGCAAGAGAAAGAAGAAAUUUACUGGUGCAGCUCUACUUACCAAGACACUUGAUCGUAUAGUCAACGUGGUUGAGUCAUCUUUAGCAACUUUAACACAGACCUCAUUAAGAUAUCCUUCAAUUGCAAAAUGUUGGGCGAAGUUGGAAAGCAUCCCUGGUGUAUCCCCAGAUGAUGAGCUGUAUGUAUGGGUUGCCCGAUUAUUCUUAUGA
Camellia sinensis is the source of this 639-nucleotide messenger RNA. The record is from RefSeq and is a predicted model, not a curated record. Lineage: Eukaryota; Viridiplantae; Streptophyta; Magnoliopsida; Ericales; Theaceae.